Molecule: messenger RNA, 1532 nt
Organism: Helianthus annuus (common sunflower)
Lineage: Eukaryota; Viridiplantae; Streptophyta; Magnoliopsida; Asterales; Asteraceae
Exons: 9
Coding region: 73-1104 (343 amino acids)
Biological process (GO): intracellular transport
Source: RefSeq, a predicted model, not a curated record
ACCUGCACAUUAUAACAUGUCCCCAAUUUCAAAAUUCACACUCAAAAAACCCUAAAUCGAUCUCUCUGAUACAUGAAGCGGCUCGGUGUAUCAGACUCCAGUGCAGACACUAAUUCGUUUAGUAAAAAACAUAUGGUAGGACCCCAAAUCGGUUUUCCCUGGGCAGCAGCAUCAUCUCAACCAAAAACAAUGGGCACUCCAUCGUUAGACAUGCAACGGGCUGAAUCAUCGAGACAACAUGUGCGAGCUCUUAAUACCCAAUUUGCAAGUUGGGUCCAAUCUCAGUUACAAAACCACCCUGAUGAACUUUGGGAAGAUGGAGUCCGUGACUACCUAACGCACGCGUCAAACAUUUUGGAGAAGUUUAGUGAUGUUGUUAACUGGCUCAAAUCAAAUUCGACAAAAAGUGAAAAAUUAUCGGAACCCGGAUCACAUGUUGCUCAGAAGAAACUUGUUACCGAUAAUAAGGGUAUUACAAAUGUGCCCUUACAAGAGAAAACAUCCAACGCCCCACUUUCUGGACCAGCCUCGAUGUUUGCAACGUCAGGUUUUGUAAGCUCAUGGAGCCCCCGGCCUCUCGGCAAUAGCCAGUCGACCCAGUCGUCUUUUUCGUUUGGGGUACAAAGUUCAAUCGGUGUAAAGCCAGAUGCUUCAAAAGAUGCGGAUGGUGAUGAUGAAGCUGAGCAGCCAAGUAGCCCGUCUGUGAAGAAGACCGAAGAGAUUGGCAUCUCGGUGGUGCAUGAAGUCAAAUGUAAGAUUUAUAUCAAGUCAACUGAUCCGACAGAUAAAGAUGCAUGGAAAGAUAGAGGCACGGGACAACUAACCAUCAAAUGCAAAGAAGGUGUUUCCAAAGGCACCAAAGAUUCCAAACCCACAAUUCUUGUUAGAAAUGAUGUUGGAAGAAUUGUGCUUAACGCAUUGCUAUAUCCGGGCAUCAAAACAAACUUGCAAAAGAACUCCAUUGUUGCCAUAUUUCAUACUGCGGAUGAUAACGAAAGGGACAACAGCAAAGUUGUUGCAAGAACGUUUUUGAUAAGACUUAAAACCGAGGACGAUCGAGACAAACUGGCAACUGCUAUUAAAGAAUACGCUCCUGCUACUUAAGCAGCCUGUGACAUGUGUUACCUCUCAUUGGUACACCAUUAACCGAAAGUAAUGGACGUGGUUUUGUCAAUGGCUAUGACCAUGAAGACCAGUUAUGAACCAGGUUAGCAGAAUGGUGCGAGUUGAGGUCGGUUUAUUUACAACUUGGGAAAUUCCCUCUUGCAUGUUGUCUGUAUCGUAUAAAUGAGAUGUGAAGAUGUACUAGCGAUUAUGGUCGAAUGCAAAUUAGAGAGCGGUUUUUUACCUUUGGAAAAGAUUUUUUGCUAUUGUUAUUUUUUUUUUCAGUUCUAUACAGAAUCGGUCGCAUGAUUCGGGCCAUAGGGCUGUAUAGAGCCAUACUUAUUUCUAGCUUCUUUUCAUUUAAUCAGUUAUGUUAAUUUUUGUACCACAUAAUAAUGUCUCUUUUUAUGUUUGAUGACCCUUGUGAA